Melanaphis sacchari is the source of this 3201-nucleotide messenger RNA. RefSeq names its product dual 3',5'-cyclic-AMP and -GMP phosphodiesterase 11A-like. Gene Ontology annotation, molecular function: 3',5'-cyclic-nucleotide phosphodiesterase activity; protein binding. The record is from RefSeq and is a predicted model, not a curated record. The coding region runs from base 169 to 2958 and encodes 929 amino acids. The transcript is spliced from 17 exons. Gene Ontology annotation, biological process: signal transduction. NCBI's taxonomy places the organism in Eukaryota, Metazoa, Arthropoda, Insecta, Hemiptera, Aphididae.
GCUACUUAAAGUUCAGCUCUCCGGUGCGUGGUGUCCGCCGAGACCGUACCCGACUGCUGUUCCGUGCCAACACGUUUUUCUAAGUUCACGUUCGAGACACGGCGGCCGUUACUUCAGCAGAAAUUUCACGCCAAGCCCUAAUCACUGUUGUGCUGUGCAUGUAGAUGUAUGCGGAAGAAUGAAGAGUACGACGUCAAAUCGUUGAAAGGCGACGAAAUGACGCAAAUCACACUAUCAGUGGUCGAGGAAUGGCUUGACAGUCACCCCGACCACUGUCAGGAUUAUUUUCUCCGAAAAAUUGAAUUGGACCUAAUCAACAAAUGGCUCGUCUCACACGGAUUCUUAAACAUCAACGAUUACAUAUCGUCCGCCACGUCCACGUCAUCUUCAGGCAACGUGAGUCCAGCCAACGGGCUGGCAGUUCAGCAGGUUUCGCCAGCCACGUCUCCGAACGCGCCUAGCAUCCUGGUUAAUGGCACUAACUCGUUGUCCGUGUCUCAAGUUUAUCGGUCCAACUCGAAAAGAUGUCGAAGGCAUGACUUUGCCCGGGCCAAGACCCGGAGCGUAUUGCGCACACAGGAGAUCGGCAAGGACGUACCGAUUUGUUCCAGUAGAAGAUCGUCAUUAAAGGAUAUGAGAAAAUUUACGUCGUUGCCACCAAGCCCGAUUAGCAUGCUGUCACUGCUCAUCGAUUCCAAGGUGCGGUUGCCCAGGUGGCCGGUGUCCGCGCACAACGUGGACACCAAGCGGGAUCUGCGGCUCGCGCAGGGCGAACGGGACUUCUUCCUGACAGUAGUCCGGGACAUUGCCACCGACCUGGACCUCAAGUCGUUGUCGCAGAAGAUCGUCGACGACUUGACCGUGUUGCUGGACUGCGACGCCGGCUCGUUGUUUCUCGUGGAUGGACCGCCGCGAGGUUCCCGGCGCCGGUGUCUCGUCUCCAAGGUGUUCGACGUACACAGCGGCGCCCGCGGCCAGUUCCUGUUGCCGGACGGCGUGCAGUGCGACGUUGCUGGUGGUCCGGCCACGGCCACCGACAAUGAGGUGCGCAUUCCGUGGGGCGUGGGAAUACUCGGACACGUCGCGUCCACCGGCGAGACGGUCAACCUGGACGUUGCUUGCGAGGAUCCGAGAUUUGAUGACGAAGUAGACCGCAUAAUGGGAUAUUACACUUCAUCGUUACUGUGCAUGCCAGUGAAAAAUUCGUAUGAAGAGAUAAUUGCGGUGGCGCAGGUUAACAACAAGAAUCCGGAUAAGGAUGACGGGCAUUUCACCAGCAUGGAUGAGAAGCUUUUUGAGACGUACUUACAGUUUGUCGGAAUAGCGAUUACAAACGCACAAAUCGUCGAGGAUUCCCGAGCCGAAUAUGAUAGAAACAGGAAUUUGUUGGAAGUAGUACAUGAUCUCUUUGAAGAACAGACAUCUAUCGACAAAGUUAUAAUGAAGAUAAUGCAGAGGGCUCAGAGGCUGUUGAAGUGCGAAAGAGCGGCCGUGUUGCUUGUAGACGAAUCGUGUGACAGUACCAGCUUCUCAAAGCUGUUUGACUUAAACUCGCCCAAGCACAAUAUAAAAAAUAACGUUAAAAAUUCUAGGCAAAAGGUGGAAGGCGAAAACGUAUCACGUUACCUAGAGAGUCUUGCUGAGAGGGUGGCUUGUUCGGGGGAAGUUUUGAACAUCAACGAGCACGAGUGCAGCGAGGGAAUCGUAGACUCAGGCAUUAACUCACUAUUGGCAAUGCCCAUCAGGAAUAAAAACGACCAAAUAAUCGGCGUCGCCAGUAUAAUCAACAAAUUGAACUCGUCACCAUUUGACGAUUACGACGAACAGUUGUUCGAGGCAUUUACAAUAUUCUGUGGACUGGGAAUACACAACACACUUAUGUAUAGUGAAGUGGAAAAGGCGAUGGCUCGGCAAAAAGUCUCCAUUGAAGUUCUAUCUUAUCAUGCGACAGCUUCAAAUAAAGAGGUGGAACGUAUUCUGGGUAUGCCGGUACCUGCUGCUGAUUCGUUGAAUUUAUAUUCUUUAACGUUCGACGAUUUUUCACUUAACGAUGACGAAAUGCUGAUGGCGGCAGUAAGCAUGUUUUUGGAACUUGGACUUGUUAAAACGUUUAACAUUGAAAAAGAAACAUUAUAUCGGUUCCUUAUCACGGUAAAACGAAACUACAGGGACGUGCCUUAUCACAACUGGAGACAUGCUUUCAAUGUGGCUCAAGUCAUGUUUGCUAUUAUGAUGGGAUGUGACAUGAAGAAUACAUUUUCCGAUCUCGAAGUGUUGGGAAUGUUUGUCGGAUGUUUGUGUCAUGAUCUCGAUCACAGGGGCACAAAUAAUUCAUUUCAAGAGAAAGCCAGAUCGGCAUUGGUUUUAUUGUAUGGCACUACCAAUACAAUGGAACACCAUCAUUUUAAUCACGCAGUGAUGAUACUCAGCAGCGAAAAUCUAAAUAUAUUCUCAAGUCUAUCCGCGGAAAGUUUUUCAACUGUGAUGAAAGUGUUGAAACAUAGUAUACUGGCCACUGAUUUGUCUGUGUAUUUCCAACUGAGAAAUAAGUUCUUCCGAUUAAUCGAGUCUAAAGAAUACAGUUGGGACGAAGAAUCGCAGCGAUACUUGUUGAUGGCGAUGUUGAUGACGUCGUCGGACUUAGCUGCGUCUACAAAGCAAUGGCACGUGCAAAAGCGAGCCGCCAGACUAGUAACAGAUGAAUUCAUUGAGCAAGGCGAUAAAGAAAGAUUUGAGUUGAAAAUCCAGCCCCAAGCUCUGAUGGACAGAGAAAGGCAACACGAACUUCCACAGUUGCAGAUCAGAUGGAUCGCAGACAUAUGUCUGCCAUUAUACCAGGCAUUGGGUCAAAUGAAUCCAAAACUAAACGUAAUGAAGGAAGGGGCAUUGAAUAAUAUGCACCAGUGGAGCAAGUUGGUUGACGAAAACUACAAGAACUUGAACGGGGAGCAACAAUAACUGAAUAGAUUGCGAAAGAUAUAGCAGAAAAUGGGAAAUGAGAUUCAGUAUUUUUUUUUUCCUCCGAAAACUUUUAAGUAGACUGAUCGACAACUAGAACCGUAUUAUAUAUUAUGAAGCUAUUAAAAAUGGAUGGGAAUUAUUACGGUAAAUGGUUAACAUGAUAUAAUCUAUUGUGUUUGAUUUAUUAUUUGUUAUGAUAAUACUAUAUUAUUAUAUUUAUUUUUUUUUUUUACCUUUAAU